Messenger RNA from Helicoverpa armigera (cotton bollworm), 1143 nucleotides. RefSeq names its product 32 kDa beta-galactoside-binding lectin-like. The record is from RefSeq and is a predicted model, not a curated record. Bases 166 to 990 code for a protein of 274 amino acids. Gene Ontology annotation, molecular function: carbohydrate binding. Lineage: Eukaryota; Metazoa; Arthropoda; Insecta; Lepidoptera; Noctuidae. The transcript has 8 exons.
UAACCAACCAGUCCGCUGGAGCUCAAUCAGUGCUUACUAUUUCACCGACCUUGGUCGAGAGCAGUUGACAAAAACAUAACUUUUUGAAAACAUUAGUUUAUUCAGUACUCAGACUAAGAACUUUGUUGCAGUUUUGAAGGGAUCGCAGCGAAACGGCGAGACACAAUGAUAUCCAUUUACGACCCUGAUCUGCCAUGCGUGCACAAAAUAGCUGUUGAUAUAACCAAUGACAGCAAGAUCAGGAUACAAGGAAGCUUACCACAUGAUGCUCACAGAUUCUGGAUAGAUCUCAAAUGCGGUGAUGACGUCGCAUUCCACAUCAGCAGAUUCGACGAGAUGGAGAUAGUUCGCAACACCUACAGUGCCGGAAUUUGGGGGGAAGAAGAGAGGAGCGGGGGUAUGCCCCUUUGCAGAGGAGAUAACUUCGAUAUGCUGAUCGCGUCUGAUGAAGAAUCUUUUAGGGUGUCCAUCAACGGGCAGCACUUCUGCGAGUAUAUUCAUCGCAUCGAGUACGAUCGCAUCACUCACCUGGUCGUCUUUGGCGACGUCAAAAUUAUAAGGUGCAAUAUUGUCGCACCGUCCCAAGAUCCCUAUGGCCAGAAUAUGCAGUGCGUGCAUAAAAUACCCGGUGGCAUAUGCAGUAGCAAUAAGAUCAGAAUACAAGGAAGCAUACCACAUGAUGCUCACAGAUUCACGAUAAAUCUGAAAUGCGGUGCUGACGUCGCAUUCCACAUCAACCCUAGAUUCGACGAGAUGGAGAUAGUUCGCAACACCUACAGUGCCGGAUUUUGGGGGAAAGAAGAGAGGAGCGGGGGUAUGCCCCUCCGCAGAGGAGGCAACUUCGAUAUGCUGAUCGCGUCUGAUGACGAAUCUUUUAGGGUAGCCAUCAACGGGCAGCACUUCUGCGAGUUUGUUCAUCGCAUCGGGUUCGUGCACAUCGACCACCUGGUUGUGUACGGCGACGUCAAUAUAAAACUGAUCAGCUUAUAAAACUGUAAAACCUUUUCUAUUUAUGUUUAAGAUUUGUAUAAAACUGUAUUUUACGUGAAAUGUAUAACGGAGUACCAGAAGUGGUUAGAAUCUUCGUUACACUUGCAUCUUGUCAGUAGUAAUUUAGUAGUUAAAAAUGUAAUAACAUCAUUA